GGAUGUUUGUGAAAAUACUACGCUGGCCCGCGAAACAUCGAGACUCGAGAGCGUCAUACAAGCAUCUCGGUCUUGGCUUGCAUAGUUAUCAAAAGUCGACCCCUCACUUUUUGCCCUUUAGGUUCGCCGGGGCCAAUAUGAGAAAUUGGCGCGAUUGGCACGGCGAGGGAAGGAGAACGAAACCGUGUACAGAUCCGCCAACGAUGUCAGUAUAAGAGCGUCAGAUGCCAGUAUGCUCGUGCUCGUCUGAACAGCGGACGAUUGUCGGCGAAGUGACUGUGUUCAAUACAAAGUCAUCAUGAAGUUCACAGCUAUACUCGCGUUCAUCACCCCGGCCAUCGCCCUCGCCGGCAACGGUAAGAUAACGACGCCCCAAGACGAAAAGGUCAACUACGACGGCUACCAGGUAUAUCGUGUACCAACAACCAAUGCGCCACCAGGCCAACUCGUCCGCCUGCGCUCGUUCCCGUCCAUUGACCUCCAGGGCUCCGUCGAAGUCGCGAUCCCGCCCAGCGAGGUUGUACUACUCAAGUCUCUGGGACUGCUGGACGAUGCGCAGCGUCUAGACAACGACCUCGGGCGGGCGAUCAGGGCUGAGUCUGAGGCCGAAAAGAAGCCCGGCUUGACCAAGAGGGGCGAGCCGCCGGACCUGAGCUGGUUCGACUCGUACCACGCGUACGAUGACCACGUACAGUACUGGAGGGAUCUCCACGCUGCGUUUCCCGACAACUCGGAGUGGCUGGAUAUUGGUGCCUCGUAUGAAGGCCGCAAUAUAUUCGGGCUGCGGCUUUGGGGAGGCGAGGACACUGGGACCAAGCCCGUUGUCCUCUGGCAUAGCACCGUUCAUGCCAGGGAGUGGAUUACGACAAUGACUGUCGAGUACUUGACCUACCAACUCAUCGACGGGUACAAGUCUGGAGACCAAAACGUCACGGCCUUCUUCGACGCCUACGACUUUUACAUUGUGCCCUUUCACAACCCCGACGGCUUCGUGUACAGCCAGACCACAAACCGCCUCUGGCGCAAGAACCGCCAGCCGCGCUCCAACACGACCUGCAUCGGCACCGACGGCAACCGCAACUGGAAUUUCCAGUGGGACUACCCCCUCGAGGACGGCAGCGUCUCCGCCGACCCGUGCGGCGAGACGUUCCGCGGCGCCGCGCCGGGCGACACGCCCGAGAACGUCGCCCUCUCGGCCCUCUCGCGGAAGCUAGCCGCUGCUGCUACUAACUCUACAGGAGGCGGCGGCAUCAGACUCUUCAUCGACUGGCACAGCUACUCGCAGCUGAUCCUCCUCCCCUGGGGCUUCUCCUGCGAGCCCGACGUGCUUCCCCGGAACCUCCAGGCGCAGCGGGACGUUGGCGCGGGGUACGCCGCGACGAUUGCGGCGACGAGCGGGGAGACUUACGAGGUCGGCCCUUCGUGCGAGAUUCUGUACUAUUCUACGGGAUCCGCGAGGGAUUUCCACCAUGGGGCUUUGAAUGCGACGUAUUCGUGGAGCGUCGAGUUGCGGCCCAAGAGCGGUGGGAGCGGAGGGUCUGGUUUCAUUCUGGCGCCCGAGUUUAUUUUGCCUACGGCGAAGGAGCAUUGGGAGGGGAUCAAGUAUGUGCUGGGUGUCGUUGGUAAGUAAUGUGUAAGUGCCAUGGACGGAGCGCUGCUAGGUAGACUACGUACGGCAUGAUUUAGUAUGCUGGAGAAACACGCAUCGCAGGGACGUUAGACCAGUAUCGACUGCUA
Molecule: messenger RNA, 1737 nt
Organism: Colletotrichum phormii
Lineage: Eukaryota; Fungi; Ascomycota; Sordariomycetes; Glomerellales; Glomerellaceae
Product: zinc carboxypeptidase
Exons: 3
Coding region: 299-1630 (443 amino acids)
Biological process (GO): proteolysis
Molecular function (GO): metallocarboxypeptidase activity; zinc ion binding
Source: RefSeq, a predicted model, not a curated record